Molecule: messenger RNA, 2903 nt
Organism: Pristis pectinata (smalltooth sawfish)
Lineage: Eukaryota; Metazoa; Chordata; Chondrichthyes; Rhinopristiformes; Pristidae
Product: protein sprouty homolog 2
Exons: 3
Coding region: 581-1489 (302 amino acids)
Biological process (GO): animal organ development; negative regulation of Ras protein signal transduction; negative regulation of MAP kinase activity
Cellular component (GO): membrane; cytosol
Source: RefSeq, a predicted model, not a curated record
GACGCACCUGGAUGAGCCUGCCAAGUCUCCGGUUGUAUGGGAAUCUAUCGUUUGCAGCUAGUCUUAAGGAAGAUGAAACGCUGUUUGCAAAAUCCCAAUGUGUAACGUGAGGUCUAAAUAGGCAAGUUUUUUCAGCUUCACCAAUGGCCCACGACCGGAUGCGGAGAAGCCUUUGGGACGGCAAAUGGCCUAUUCAGUUUCACGUGGAUGACGCCAUUUAGCCAUUAGCUAUAACCGGACAAAUCACUGCAUACUGAAGAGAGUGUGAAGUCGGGACGGGGCUGUUUGUUCGAGGCAAAAAAAAAUCAUCGGCUAUUUGCGUGAAGUGUAUCUGAGUCACUCGCAGAGCUGCUGCGGCAUCGGGGAGGGGUAUGGUUCGCCGAUAGACUCUGACAGCCCAGGACACAGCGCCCUUCACUCCAGGAGCUUGUCAUUGAUCGGACACUAGCUGCACUUGAAGCACAGCAGACAAGGUUACUGCCACAGUUCAGCCGGCAGCAUCGCAAAGGAACAACCGACAUCUUUGGCGAGGUCUGACCGAUGUGCAGUCAGCCCGCGGGCCUGCAGCGGUCGCAGUUAGAUGGAAGCCCCAACACCCGUGGAUUCGCCCCUCUCUCUCCAGCUCGCUCACGACAGGGGGCGGCAGCGGAUUGAUCCCGACCCGGGAGAGAUGCAGCAAGGUCCGGUGCUCUCCAUCGAUCAGAUCCGGGCCAUUCGAGCCAACAACGACUACGUGGAACGGCCCAUGGUCCUCAGUGCGAAGGUGGCAACCAGCAGCCCGUCCAGCUCGGCGCAGAAAUGGGAAAGGACAACGGAGCCGAGCCUGGCCGGGGUGGAACAGCGCUCCUCGGCGCAGCUCCAUCACCAGGUCCAGCAGCACUUGAGCAGAUCCACCAGUACUGUCAGCUCAGUGUCCCGGAGCAGCACCACCUCCGAGCAGAGACUACUGGUCAGUGUGAGCUCGUCCCCUUCUGCCCAAGGAAUUAUCAGGGCGCAGCCCAAGGCUGACCUCAAACCCGACUUUAACAAGGCUCCGGGCGCCGAGGACUGGAGCCAACACUCACUGCGGUGCGAGGAAUGCGGGAAGUGCAAGUGCGUCUCCUGCACAGCCCCGAGGACUCUACCUUCGUGCUGGCUCUGUGACCAGAGGUGCCUUUGCUCGUUCCAGAGCGCGCUGGAGUACGGCACUUGUGUCUGUUGUGUCAAGGGCCUCUUCUACCAUUGCUCCAACGACGACGAGGACAACUGCGCGGACAAUCCGUGCUCCUGCAGCCAAGGCCACUGCUGCGCUCGUUGGACCGCCAUGGGCCUCAUCUCCAUCUUCUUGCCCUGCUUAUGGUGCUACUUGCCGGCUAAAGGGUGCCUCCGGCUCUGCCAAGGAUGUUAUGGACGGCGUCAAGAGGCCGGCUGCAGGUGCGAGAACUCCAACACCGUGUGCAGGAAGGUUUCCAAUGCACCUUGUCCUAAAACCUUCGAUAAACCCUUAUGACCAAGACACUCUUCCUAUACCGUGACAAUGUUAACCCUGUGAAGUUCAGAAGGCACAUUCUCCAAAGCUUCCUUCACUCACUGGAGAGAUUUCCAAGAGAUUGAAUUACUUCUGGCGCUGAGACUACCCCGCCACGUCUGUGUGCACAGGAAGGUGGGAAGAGCGGAGAGUAGGCUCUCAGCUGGAUGUUUGUACAGACCAUCUUCCUGAAAAUCUAAUGGUUCUAUCAUAUCUUGGAGUUUGAGCGUUUAUAAUCUACCCAGGGAAAAGGGACCAUUUAUCCCCUUCCAUGUUAAGCACCUUCUUGUGAGUUCUUCCUGUGUUCGUUGUAGGCCCAGACCGUUCCUCCUGUGGCUAACAAACUCCGAUGCAAUUCUCAGUGUCAAGAGUCUCAAAUACACCAACCGAAAGAAAUUGAAUGUUCUUUCUCCGCCGCCCACCUCCCCCGUCCCCAGCCCUUCCUCUGAAGGGUGACUACCUGUACUUGAUGGGUUUCCAUCUCUCGGAGGUCCUAAGGCUUGGAAGUGGGCAGAAGCUAUUUCUUCUUUCUCACUACUCCCAGUGUAGAGACCUCGGAACUGAGCCCAUUGCUCGAUGGUUCUGUCCUUGGUAAACCACUCAGUUUAUGGGAAAACCAUGCAACUUGUCUUCCGUCAACGCAUUAAAUAUUUAUUGCUUGGCUUAGAAAUGCGAUAUAGUCCAUUGACAAUAUAUUCUCCUUCUCAAUCACAGAUGCAGUUAUUUAUGUAUUCGCUAGUUACUCACAUAGUUCGGAUAGUGGGGGACAAAGUUUGAAACCGUUUUGAUUCUUUGUCGAUUCAUGGGUUCGGAAGCGAUGGUUUGGGCGUGAUUCUUUUCGUUUGCUAACACCUAAAGUGGGACUGCUAUUCAUUUUGCAUGGAUUUGUGUUUUUAAAAGGAAACACUUUGUCCCUCCCCUUCUUGGACUUGGGGUUGUUACUUGGGGGCUUAAUAUGAAUUUAAACAUGUUGGAAGUUUGGCACCCUGUGUGUAUCCAGUGGGUGGAUUGAGAGGGUUGGGGUGGGACAUUUAUGGCGAGGAAGUCGGAUUUUUUAAUGUUAGGCAGACGUUUUGUUUUGCCACUUUGAAGUAUAUCAUUACACAAUGCGCGCAACUCUGCUCUGACCCACGUUUCCUUUAGCUCCCGAAAUAGGGCUUCCUCAGUGGAAGGAACGCCUGCUUUGAUGGCAACAUGCAGCUCGAACCUGGCUGGGGCAUUUGCCACUGAAGUUAUUGCGCCCCAUGUUGACAAGCAUAUGUUGACAAAUGCCAUCUUUGCUGCAUAACGUGGCCUCGAUUUUUCGGGGUGGCGAAGUGAGCCCUUGGGGACUUUAAUUCAGCCGUGUUCAUGGGCAGCCUGGUUAGGCAUUCCACCAUCACCCCCCCCCCCUCCC